ACAACCUUAUACAAUUCCAUUCCCUCACUCACACUCUUCUCAUCUCCCUCCAUAAAAUGCAUGUCAAAUCUUGUCACUAUAAUUCAAGUCGUUCUCCAACGUCCAAAGCCUCUCUCUCUCUCCCUCUAAAAUUCAAGUCAUUCUCCAACGUCCAAAGCCUCUCUCUCUCUCCCUCUCCCUCUCUCCUCCUUGUUUCUCUUCCAUACAAAUGGCUGCAACCACCUCACCGGAAGUGUUACUUGACGUCCUUCCAUACCUCCGAGUCCUCAAAGAUGGCACAAUCGACAGACUCGCCGGAACCCAAGUCGCUCCUCCCGGCCUCGAUCCACAAACCGGAGUUUUAUCCAAAGACAUCGUCAUCUUCCCCAAGACUGGCGUGUCUGCCCGACUUUACCGACCCAGCACCGCCAAACCCGGCCAUAAACUUCCCUUCAUCAUAUACUUCCACGGUGGAGCCUUCUGCAUAGCUUCCGCUGGCGAGCCGCUUUACCACACCAGCCUCAACAACCUUGUUGUGGAAGCCAACGCCAUAGGGGUUUCAGUAAACUACAGAUUAGCACCUGAGCACCCGCUCCCCACCGCUUACGAAGACUGCUGGGCCGCCCUUAACUGGGUUUUCAACGGUGGCACAGGUCGUGAUUCAUGGGUCAAGGACCACGUCGAUUUCGAGCGCGUGUUUUUGGUCGGAGACAGCGCAGGGGCUAACAUUGCACACCACUUGGCCUUACGGAUCAAGCCCUCCGAUCCGGAUCCGAAAUUGAAGAUAGCCGGGAUUGGUAUGAUCAAUCCAUACUUUUGGGGGAAGGAGCCAAUUGGUGGGGAGGUGGGGGAUUUCGUGAGGAAGUCCAUGGUGGACACGUGGUGGAAUUUCGUUUGCCCGUCGGAGGAAGGCUGCGACGACCCGCUUAUCAACCCGUUUGUGGGCGGAUCGCCGGGGUUGGAGGGGUUGGCUUGUGACAAAAUACUUGUUUUGGUGGCAGGAAAAGAUAUAUUGAGGGAUAGAGGGAUGCUUUACUAUGAUGAGUUGGUGAAGAGCAAAUGGGGAGGGAGGAAGGAGUUGAUUGAAACACAAGGGGAGGAUCAUGUUUUUCAUAUCUUUAAUCCCAAUUGUGACAAGGCCAAGAUCUUGAUUAGGAAUUUGGGUAAGUUCAUUAAUCAAGAUUAGUGGAGAAUUUGUUUUAGUUUGUGUUUGUGGAAAAUGUUGUUAUGUGGGAAAAUGACAAGUGAGGGGCCAUUUUCAAUGGUGGCAUUCCUUUGUCAAUGUUUGAAACUUCUUCUUGUUGUUUUUAUUUUAUUUGUAACGUGAUUUACCUUGUUGAUAUAUGAUAUGAAAUAAAGAAAAGCUAUUUUCAAUAGGAU
Molecule: messenger RNA, 1359 nt
Organism: Malus domestica (apple)
Lineage: Eukaryota; Viridiplantae; Streptophyta; Magnoliopsida; Rosales; Rosaceae
Product: probable carboxylesterase 2
Molecular function (GO): hydrolase activity
Source: RefSeq, a predicted model, not a curated record